This is a messenger RNA of Drosophila nasuta, 657 nucleotides long. RefSeq lists its product as uncharacterized. The record is from RefSeq and is a predicted model, not a curated record. The transcript has 4 exons. Lineage: Eukaryota; Metazoa; Arthropoda; Insecta; Diptera; Drosophilidae. The coding region runs from base 1 to 657 and encodes 218 amino acids.
AUGGUAUUUAAAACAACAAAUAUUGUAUGUACUGGAAAUCCCAAGUACAUAGAAAAUGUCACCUGUUCUGUGAAGGCACGAAAUUGGAAUAAUGCAGUUGCUUACAUGGAUUGUGAUUUAGUUUUGCCCCUUCAGAAUACUACGUUUCACCUCGAAUUCUUCAAGAAGGGAUAUAACAAUCGAUACCAUCCGUUUCUGGUCAAUGUUAUGAUCAAAAUGUGCGACGUUAUGACCAAUCGAAAUUUUCUACCUUACGGCACAAUAGCGAAGAAGAUAUUUAAGGAGUAUUCAAAUGUCAAUCAUAGUUGUCCUUUUACGGGUCAUCUAAUGGCACGGAACAUAUCUUUUCAUGAGAGCUAUCUACCAAAUCUUCCACUGGGUAUUUAUCUAUUUACAUUUGAUGUUUUAGAAAACUUUGAUAACGGAACCACUGAAUCGGCUGGCUUUAUACACGUCGAGUUCUUCAAGAAGGGAUAUAACAAUCGAUAUCAUCCGUUUCUGGUCAAUGUUAUAAUCAAAGUGUGCGACGUUAUGACCAAUCGAAAUUUUCUAGCAUACGGUACAAUGGUGAAGAAGAUUUUUAAGGAGUAUUCAAAUGUUAAUCACAGUUGUCCUUUUACGGUGAUUUCGAAUAGUAAUCUAAUAUUACUCAUAUAA